Acipenser ruthenus (sterlet) is the source of this 1170-nucleotide messenger RNA. Its product is annotated as interleukin-12 subunit beta-like. The transcript has 7 exons. The coding region runs from base 126 to 998 and encodes 290 amino acids. The record is from RefSeq and is a predicted model, not a curated record. NCBI's taxonomy places the organism in Eukaryota, Metazoa, Chordata, Actinopteri, Acipenseriformes, Acipenseridae. Gene Ontology annotation, molecular function: protein binding.
AAAUUCUGGAUGGAGAGUGUAGGUGUGGAUAACCUAUAUAAACAGAAGAUACUGCUCUCUGUUAAAUCAGGACCAAGACAAGAACAUCCUAAACACGUUGAGCCAGACUGCACACCGUUAAAAAGAUGUGGAGUGGAUCACUGCAAGCUCUCGUCGUCUUCACCUCGAUGCUGACGGCACACACGCUCCACUCCUUUCCAAAGACAUUCAUGGUUGGCAAGGAGGACGGGGAGGUUACACUCACGUGCAGCACCCAGUUUCAGGGAACAGUAACCUGGAGGCAUGACGACAACCCUGUGCCUGCGUCCGGAUACAACGUGAUGAGCGGACACACCCUGACACUGCACGGCCUGGACUCCGAAGGCAGCCCAGGAAACUACACCUGCUGGGGCAACGACCAGCUGCUGGACCACUCCUACCUGGUGCUGGAGCAGGAGGAGGAGGAGGUCCGCCUCUCCUGCUCAGCAAAGACCUACAGCUGCUCCUUUCUCUGCAUCUGGAGACUGACGGGCUACGACGUCGCCAGGGUGAAGCACCAGCGCAGCGAGGCCAGCGGAGGCUCGUCCUGGGAUCUCGGCACUUGGAUGCAGGACGGUUUCCACUUCCACCUGUCGGACCUCAGCUCACCCUUCACAGAGGAGGACCGGCCCAUCCGCCUCACUGCCGAGGCACUGAGCGGCCAGCGCUACAAGAAACAGCAGCUCAGAUUCUUCCUCCGUGAAAUCAUUGAGCCGGACGCACCUGAGAUAAAGGACUGUGUGCGGACUGGGGACAGCCUGCACGUCUCAGUGGAGCCCCCCUCCUCCUGGGCCAAACCGCACAGCUACUUCCCCCUCGAACCCGAGGUCGAGUACGAGUACAAGGAUGAUGGCAAGAUCGAGCGCUCCAUGAACCUGGUCAUCCCCAAGGACAUCACAAGGCUGAGGGUGCGCGCCCGAGACCCCUACUUCAAUUCCUCCUGGAGCAAGUGGACCCCCUGGAAAAAAGUAAUGCAGUGAUUUCAGUGACUCGCUCCUCACAGGGUCAGGGCCUGCGCACACAGACAGAGGCAGCUGUGUGUCUCUGCAGUAACAACAGUAAUAACAAUUAUAACAGCACAGGAAAGCCUUCAUUAUCCCAUGGUGAUCUGUCUUGUUGUGUGCAUGUGCUCUUCUACCCUUUUGUCAUUGA